Opisthorchis viverrini is the source of this 957-nucleotide messenger RNA. RefSeq lists its product as hypothetical. NCBI's taxonomy places the organism in Eukaryota, Metazoa, Platyhelminthes, Trematoda, Opisthorchiida, Opisthorchiidae. The record is from RefSeq and is a predicted model, not a curated record. The coding region runs from base 1 to 957 and encodes 318 amino acids. The transcript is spliced from 6 exons.
AUGACACCGGAUGCAGGAUUAUACGGCGAUAACUUCAUCCGAUGUCCCAAAUCAAUGUCCACUAUGAAUUCGCCUCCAUUAAGCCUUUCCAUUUUUAGGGAACAUCAUAACCCUAAAAGCUUAAUCUUUUUAAGACCUGAGUCAACACGGCCGAAGCAGCAUCCAUUCAGGAGCAGCUGCCUACAUUGUGUCCCCUGGCGAAAGCGAUAUCGUGUUUCUGGUCAUGAUGACCUUCUAUCUACUCUGCUCAAGAAUUGUGAUGGGUUUCGUAGUCAGUACCUGUCUAGCACAUUUGGGUCUGUCUGGAAGAAUCAGAUUGUCCUAGACAACUGGGGUGAGUCAGUAAUAAUGUUCAAUUUCAAAAAUGGUACUCUCAGUGAAUGUAGUAACCACAGAAGUGUUACUUUGACUCCUGUUGUAACAAUGCUUCCGAUCUCACUCAUUCUUCCACAGAAGGCGAAUCCUUGGCCCAUAAGCAUCAAGCGGGAUUUCGAUCGUGUAGAGGCUGCGCCGACUACAUUCUCACACUCCAAGGGUUCAUUCGAUUCUGUCGAUCUGUCUACCGAUUGUCUACCGCGACGAGUGUUGUUCUGUGCCCCUUUCGAAAUGGCGGAAACCGCGAGAAGAGUGCGGAAGAGAUUACGAAAAGUUUGGGUGCUGUUGGUGUUGUACGCCUUCCGGGAUGGAGUUCCCGUUACCCCGCCUGUGCUUGGCUGGAGACCUUGGAAGAAGUGGCGACUGAUCGGCAUCUAUGGCAUUCGCGUUGCCAUUUUCCUUCCGGAUUGUGUGACUGAGUGCUUGGGGAUAUUAACAGCUGCACAACCUUUUGAAUGGACAGCAUGCCAAAUAAAUUACUGGUACGCUCGGUCAAUUCUGAGGAAUUUAACAACUGUGUUUUCUAUAGAGAAGAAUGCCGGUAGCUCAGGUAGCGUAGAUGGUCGUUGGCUUGUUCGCUGA